This is a messenger RNA of Rotaria socialis, 747 nucleotides long. The record is from the annotation of a GenBank genome assembly. Lineage: Eukaryota; Metazoa; Rotifera; Eurotatoria; Philodinida; Philodinidae.
AUGAAUGAUAACGAAACAUAUCUAUUAGACUUAGAUGAUGAUUUAUCGGAAAAAGAUUGGAAUGGUCCAAAACGAUCAAUAUGUACUCGUUGUGAACGACCGGAAUUAGUUUGUCUUUGCUCGCAUUUACCUUCAACGCCUAUUCGUCUCAAUCAUACAUCGGUUGUUAUAUUUCAACAUCCGAAUGAAAUCAAACGACCAUUGGGUACCGUACAAUUACUCUCUAAAUGUAUUGAUCCAUCAUCACUAACUGUCGUACGUGCAAGACAAUUUCCAGGAAAAUAUUAUUCAGAUAUAUAUUCAAAUCCGAAUACUUAUUUACUUUUUCCAAAUGCAAAUGCUGUUCUAUUAGACGAUGUUAUUAAUGAAAGUGAUCAUUAUACUAUCAUAGCGCUCGAUGGUACAUGGAACGAAGCUAUGGGUAUUUAUCAUCGACAUAGUGAAUUACAAGCGCUAAAAACAUGUUAUGUUAAAAUUGAUCAAAAAUCUGAAUUUGUUAUUCGUACACAGCCAACCAAAGAAACAGCAUCAACAUUAGAAACAAUAGCCUAUGCAUUAAAAUCGACAGAAAAAGAUAGCCCAACAUUAUUCGAUGAUAUUGUCCGACCAUUGAAGCGUAUGGUAGAAUUACAGUUAAAUUUAGGUGCUGUUGUACACGAAGCUAAAUUAAGUUUGAUCGAAAAAGGUGAAACAAGAAGACACUAUAGUAAAAAACAUGAGCGAUGGCUUAUGACACUUCAACAUUAA